CACCCACCCGCGUCUCCUUCCUCGGCACGGCUCCCCAGUGGCCACUACACUCUCCCGCUGUCCCGCCCCACUCGUGCGCGUGAGCGAUGAGAGCUCUCGCCUCGCCCGCCGCCUCCUUCCUCCCGGGAAUCCUUAACCCCAGCGCGAGCCCUAACCCUCGCGCGCCUCUCCGGUCGGCGGCGGCGGCGGCGGCGCUCUCGAGGAGCCCUUGCCCUUCCAGCCGCUCCGUCGCCGCCGCGGCUGCCGCCGCCACCGGGGACCACUGGGGCGCCGACCACUACCACGGCGGCGGCCGCGUGACCUCGCCGGAGGCCGGGGCCCGCGCGGCGCACGGCGUCAAGUGCGACGUGGACGUGGUGUCGUGGCGGGAGCGGCGGGUGCUCGCGUCCGUGGCCGUGGCCGCCGACGUCGACACCCUGUGGCAGGUCAUCACCGACUACGAGCGCCUCGCCGACUUCAUCCCCAACCUCGUCCAGAGCGUGAGGAUUCCGUGCCCGCACGAAGGGCGGAUAUGGCUGGAGCAGAGGGGACUGCAGCGGGCGCUGUACUGGCACAUCGAGGCACGCGUCGUGUUGGAUCUCCAGGAAGUCCCUGAUUCCACUAAUGGACGAGAACUCCAUUUCUCGAUGGUAGAUGGUGACUUCAAGAAGUUUGAAGGAAAAUGGUCCAUCAGAUUGGGUCCAAGGUCCUCUAGUGCAAUUUUGUUGUAUGAAGUUAACGUGAUACCAAGAUUUAACUUCCCGGCAAUAUUUCUUGAGAGGAUUAUAAGGUCGGAUCUUCCUGUAAAUCUUCGAGCCUUGGCAUCUAGAGCUGAAAAGAUUUAUUUAGAAAAUCAAAGAUGUGGUUCAAGAAAAUUUUCUGCCGUGGAUUCAAAGCCAUCAUCUACUUCUUCUCAGCUUAAGUUCCAUAGUACAGCAAUUGAGACUACUUCUAGUAAGUUCAAAGAAGCACCUCCCACUUCCGGUGUCAGUAGUGUGCUUCCUUCACCUUCUUCCAAGUUGAUUAGCAAAUGGGGUGUAUAUGGAAAUGCAUGCAGAAUUGAUAGGCCUUGUGUGGUAGAUGAGAUCCAUCUUCGAAGAUUUGAUGGCCUCUUGGAACAUGAGGGGGCUCACAGGUGUGUUUUUGCUAGUAUCACUGUGAAAGCACCAGUUCGAGAGGUAUGGAAUGUUCUCACGGCAUAUGAGAAUUUGCCUGAAUUCGUACCAAACCUGGCUAUCAGUAGGAUUGUCCUUCGUGAUAAUAACAAGGUCCGCCUAAUGCAGGAGGGUUGCAAAGGCCUACUUUAUAUGGUCCUUCAUGCCCGUGUUGUCAUGGAUCUUCAUGAAAAACUUGAGCAAGAGAUCAGCUUUGAACAAGUUGAGGGUGAUUUCUACUCUUUCAAAGGGAAAUGGCGCUUCGAACAACUUGGAGACCAUCACACCCUGUUGAAGUACAUGGUUGAGACUAAGAUGCAUAAGGACACCUUUCUCUCCGAGUCCAUCCUUGAAGAGGUCAUAUAUGAGGAUCUUCCAUCAAACUUGUGUGCAAUACGUGAUUAUAUUGAAAAGGCUGGAGCUGAAGGUAGCAGCUCCAUUACUCAUUCUGAUGCACCAACACACUCAGAUAUUGAUCCUGCGCAAAACAGGCAAUCAGAGCAAGAAUCUGCAUCUUGCUCCUUCAGUUCCACGAAACAGAGACCAAAAGUUCCUGGCUUGCAAAAGGACAUUGAAGUCCUCAAAUCUGAGCUUGAGAAUUUCAUUGCAAACUACGGUCAGGAUGGUUUCAUGCCUAAGAGAAAGCAUCUUCGGUCUCAUGGAAGGGUGGAUAUCGAGAAGGCAAUAACACGAAUGGGUGGGUUCAGGAAGAUUGCCAGCAUAAUGAACCUUUCCCUUUCUUACAAAAAUCGAAAACCAAGAGGUUAUUGGGAUAAUCUGGAGAACUUGGAAGAAGAGAUCAGCCGGUUCCAGAAGAGUUGGGGGAUGGAUCCUUCUUAUAUGCCAAGUAGAAAAUCUUUUGAGAGAGCAGGUCGUUACGACAUUGCUCGGGCAUUAGAAAAAUGGGGUGGGGUGCAGGAGGUUUCGCGCCUUCUUUCUCUUGAACUAAGACGUCCUAGAAGGCGAGCUGACUCAGAUGAUGAGAGGCAGUCUGAAUCACAAGCUGGCAGUGGUAUGACAAAGAAGCACGGAACCAAACCUGAUAAAGCCAACAUGCCCCCAGAUGCACAGAAAUGGCUCCUGAAGCUGAAGGAUUUGGAUGUGAACUGGGUGGAAUACUAGAUUAAUAAGCUUCGGAAAAGAAAUGAUGUCGCAUUAUCAACUCAAUUCUUUUUCCGUCUUUGGAGGUGAUCUGGAUGCAUUCUGUCAAAGACGCUGUAAAUUGUGUACAGAACAUCUGCAAUGCUCAGGCCAACCCUGAAUUACCCAUGCUGAAGCUACCAACGGGCAACGGUUUUCAUUUGUCAACUGUCA
Molecule: messenger RNA, 2447 nt
Organism: Panicum hallii
Lineage: Eukaryota; Viridiplantae; Streptophyta; Magnoliopsida; Poales; Poaceae
Exons: 10
Coding region: 87-2255 (722 amino acids)
Biological process (GO): regulation of photosynthesis, light reaction
Source: RefSeq, a predicted model, not a curated record